Molecule: messenger RNA, 1230 nt
Organism: Penicillium pulvis
Lineage: Eukaryota; Fungi; Ascomycota; Eurotiomycetes; Eurotiales; Aspergillaceae
Exons: 5
Coding region: 1-1230 (409 amino acids)
Biological process (GO): mRNA 3'-end processing
Cellular component (GO): RNA polymerase II, holoenzyme
Molecular function (GO): RNA polymerase II C-terminal domain binding
Source: RefSeq, a predicted model, not a curated record
AUGGCAUACACAGACGAUGCUGUCAAGGCAAAGCUUUCUGCCCUGAAUGAGACUCAAGAGAGUAUUGUCACUGUUGCCCAGUGGGUCAUGUUCCAUAGACGGCAUGCCGAUAAGACCGCACAGAUCUGGCUGCAGAAGAUCCGUGACUCUCAGCCCGUCAAGCGCCUCAAUCUGGUUUACCUAGCCAACGAGGUCUCCCAACAAUCAAAGGCUCGAGGUAGAGAAGAGUUUCUUACAGCCUUUGCGCCAAUCGUCGCGGAGGCCACAGCAACCGCCUACAGGGGUUCUUCGAAUGAUAUUCAGCAGAAGCUCCGCCGUGUUGUGGAGGUGUGGAGAGCACGCAAUGUUUUCGAGGGACCCAUCCUAGAUGCGGUGGAUGCCCGUUUGAACGAAAUCGACAAAACUCGCUCUACUACCAAGAAACAGCCCCUCGGCGGCUCACUCUUCAACAAGGAACCCUCCGCCGGUUCUGCUCCCACCGAAAUCCAGCCACUGAUUCCAUUGCAAGUCGCCCUUAACAAGGCUGCUAUCACCUCCACCACUUCUGCCGCAAAUGCCGAUUCCGAAUACAGCAAGAUGCAUGAUAACAAGGAGCCACAGCCUACUCCUCCGGUGCAUGCUGCGCGUCUGAGCCAGCUCCUCAAAUCCCUCGCCAACGCCGAGAGCUCUGUCUCGGAGGUCAUCAAGUCCCGGCGUGCAUUGAUCGACGGGCUCGAGAAACUUCUUGCAAACAACCGGUCUGAACUGGCCAAAGAGGAGACAUUGGUGGCGCAGCUCUCAGAGAGAAAGACCCAGACGGAUUCGAAAAAGCGUGAAGUCGAGGAUGCCAUAAUGCUAAACAUGACCCCCGCCACCUCGGGUUCCCAUUACUAUGAAGGGGAGGUCCCUCGUCCCGAGGCUGAGGCUCUGACCCCUCCCUCUGUUGAAGCGUUAACGCCUGUCGGGUCACCCAAGCCUGAGCAACAGCAAACUAGCCAUGGUCCUUUCACCGAGGAGCCGCAAAUGGAGCUCUCCGAUGGACUGGUCAUUCCUGAUAUGGGACCAGACAGUGGACUCCCACUAGACCCGGCUGAACUCUCCCCAGGGGGUAAUGAUUUUGAUCUAAGCGCAAACGGGGCGGGGGCAAAACGGCGCAAAGUGACCCAUGGAGAGGAUGACUACACCCAGUUUGCGGCUGGGGAUCUUGAUGUCGAUGUUGCCGCCCUGAUUGCACAGCAAGGGAAGCAGUAA